Nylanderia fulva is the source of this 717-nucleotide messenger RNA. Lineage: Eukaryota; Metazoa; Arthropoda; Insecta; Hymenoptera; Formicidae. The record is from RefSeq and is a predicted model, not a curated record.
UCUAUAUUAAAUAUUAUAUAAUUAGUUAUAGUAUAUUAAGUAUUAUUAAGUGUGUUGCAUGUUAAACUUUGUUAACCAAAUGAGAAUGAAAAGAGUUUUGUAAUUAUUUUGACUUCAGACUAACAAUAAGAAUAAUAUAAGAUAUAUAGUUGCCCAAUGGAGUGGAUAGUAAUACAUUUUAUAGAAGAAAAUUUAGUCGAAGCUGUACUGGUCGCAUGGGUGCAUGAUGAUAUGUGUUAUUGGCCACCAUGCACUGGCAAAAAAUUAAUUCAUUCUGUCGCAGUAUGUGAAAAACCAGUAUUCGGUGUAUGGCCAUUAUUUAAAAUUCGAAAAGUGGGAAGUGGACGUACCUAUAAUGAUUUAGUAAAAGCAAGAGCAAAGACGUGUACAGCAGAAGACACAUCAGAUUUGACAUCAGAUCCUGAAAGAAAAAGAAUUCGGAAAAAGAAAAAAUAUCUUUAUGAUACUGAUAGAGGAGAUGAAAGCGGAUUAAAUAAUUUAUUACGACACGUGCACGAGAAUCAGUUUGACAAGACUUUAUUGCGCCACGUUCGAAAAGGAAGUGGCGGGAUAAGAGAGUCGAUAUUCCUUGCGCGCCUCUUGAUACAUUUAUCUAGAUGGCACACUAACAGAGAUCGUGUCGUUGCUUAUCAUGCGUGUUGAGCUUUAGCCUCUAGUUUAUGAGUGUAAUCCCAUGUAAAUAUAUAACUAAAAACU